Molecule: messenger RNA, 2819 nt
Organism: Lingula anatina
Lineage: Eukaryota; Metazoa; Brachiopoda; Lingulata; Lingulida; Lingulidae
Product: retinal-binding protein
Cellular component (GO): cytoplasm
Source: RefSeq, a predicted model, not a curated record
CCCAUUUGCUGACACGUGCAUGUUUUGUGUGUCCAGUAUUUAUUUGUUAUUUGCAUUUGCCUUGACACAUAAAACAUAUAUCGAAAUAACAAGUUCAGAUUUAAAUAAAAAAUCAGUUUUAAUUCAUUAUCCGGAUUACCUAGAGUAAGUGCACAUGAAAGGUGUGUAGAGAUUUGGGUUACGGUAUAUAUCUUGUAUAUCUUAUUUGAUUUUAAAUUAUGCUUGGUUUUGUCUUUAAGUAGGUGUAGCCUUCUAUCACAGGCAAACCACAGCUUUGAGCCUUUAUCCCUGAUGUUAUAUAUUGAUUGAUUGUAUGGAUACUCGCUGUCAUCUUAAUCUUCACUUAAAGGCUUCACUGGUGCGUUAAGAGGUGAAAAGUUCACUGUGACGUCAAGUUCAGAGGUGUCAGCCAGGAUCCUUGGGAUAUGUGGUUAUUUGGGCGCAGUACAAAGAAGAAGUCACAGACUAAGAAGAUGCCCAAGAAGUAUACCUUCAGCCAUGUCAAUGAUGAGAGCCCUGAAGAAAUAGCAGUAAAGCAGCUGAGAAGUUCAGUGAAAGAUAUACUCAAAUCCCAUCAAGACAAUGAUGAUUACCUCAGGAAAUGGCUUAAAGCUAGAAAUUAUGAUGUCAUGGAAGCUGAAAGAAUGUUUAGAAAUAGCAUGGCUUUCCGCAAAAAGAUUGGUGCUGACACAUUGCUACAGAAGUACACGCCUCCUGAGGUGAUCCAGAAAUAUUUGACAGGAGGGUUUUGUGGGUUUGACAAGGAUGGCUCUCCUGUCCGUGUGGAGUUGUUUGGACUUUUGGACAUCAAGGGGUUGAUGUACUCAGCAAGGAAGGUGGACUUGGAAAAAACCAAGAUGUUGCAGUGUGAAAAAACAGUUAGAGAUUGGGAAAUCAUGAGUAAAAAGCUUGGAAAGAAAGUAGGUGGACUGACAGUCAUUUUUGACAUGGCUGGAGUUACAACAAAAUGGUUGUGGAAGCCAGGAUUAGACAUGUAUCUCCAUUUGGUAAAAGUUCUGGAAGACAACUACCCAGAGAUGAUGAAACGGCUCAUUGUAAUCAAUGCUCCAUCAAUUUUCCCCAUCUUGUACAAACUGGCCCGCCCACUUAUCAGUGACGACAUGAAGAAAAAGAUUAUAGUUCUAGGAUCCAAUUUUACUCAAGUUCUCCUACAGUAUGUUGAUGCAGAACAAUUACCAGUAUAUUUGGGGGGUAAACUUACAGACCCUGAUGGCAACCCUAGGUGUACAACAAUGAUUUGUCAGGGUGGGCAAGUACCAGAGUCUUAUUUCUUAAAGAACCACAGUCUUGGGGAGAAUAUGACAGCAGCUACUGUUUCCAAGAAAUUGGAGUUAAAAUUUGAGGUUCAGAAAUCAGGAAUGAUUCUGAGGUGGGAGUUUCAGACGGAGGGCUAUGACAUUGGUUUUGGUGUAGGAUUCCUGGAGAACGAUGGUUCCGUGAAAUUUGUGCUCCCAGUGGAGAGGGUGAACAGCCACAUGGUUCCUGAGGAUGGGAGCAUCAACUGCACAGAACAAGGAACAUAUGUACUGGUAUUUGAUAACUCCUUCAGUUGGGCAAGAAGCAAGAAAGUUUCCUAUCAGGUAGAAGUUAUCGAAGAAGAUAAGAAUAUUCUUGAAGAAGUGGAAAAUAUUGGAUAUGUUACUGACAAAUUGGAAGCUGCUCAUAUCUGAAUAACAUUCUUUUAAAGGAAUCCCUGGACUAAUUUCAAUGAUCAUUAAUAAUAGGUACAUUAAUAUGGAUUGAAGUCCAAAUUUUAACCAAUGCAGGUAUUGACAUAAACAUUUAACAGUGAUGUGUAAAAAUUGUAAAGCUAUUUAAUCAUUGACAGUCAUGUUUUAAUUAUAAUUGUACAUGCACAGGUUGAAAAGGGAUUAGAAUAUGCUACUCUUGCCAAUUCUCUUACUUUCUUUUCCUCUGAGGACCACAACAUUGGGAUAGCCUUAGCAAUAAAAUACAUUGGCAUAAGAUUUGCCAGGUUUAGUUCUGAUGUACUCUAGAUUUCUGUAUUGCUAGCUCAAUCUUGAUUUCAUAUAUAACCCAAAUCAGCAAUAUUGUAAAGCUGUAAAGCGCUAACUGUAAAGCUGUAAAGCUAACACAUGAAAAGGUAUAGUGAGAAGCUAGCUUUAUAGUGCCCUGACACUCAGGGCAGUCUGAUGUAUUUUGUUGUGAAUGUGAAAAUGAGGACUCAUGUACAUGUGUAUAAUGUUCAACAUUUCACCAAUCAAGCAUUUUAUGGACAAACCCAGUGUGCCAGUUACAUUGUCUGAAUGUCCACGUUAACAGUAAUACAUAGUUAAAAUUUGGUAGUGAUUAUGAUAUAAAGCAUUAUGUAACAUUACACCCAAGAAACCACUCUUGUGCAUUUUCCUGUUCCAUAGUCUUUAAACACUUAUUUUUUGAUAUUCAAAAAUAUACGAUCAAAUAUUUUAAUGUCUCUGCUCCUAUCAGUAUUGUAAUUUGUACAUCCUUUGCUUGUUUAUCAAUAUUUGUGAUAAUGUAAAUAAUAGAGCAUCAUAGAGAAUAGUAAAUUUGCUGUUGCCUUAGUUGCUUUAAUUAGAAUGGCACUAUAUAAAUUAAGUAUAAAUUUGGUUAAUUGUUAUCAGUGUGUAUAGCUGAAACUGACUGUAACCCUGACAACAGAAUAAUUGGCUUUUUUAUAUUUAUAGCUUAAUCUUAAAAUCAAUAUUCAAUCAACAUACAUGUGUUCCUUUACAUAAAUACAGUGGCAUGUGGUUUCAUUAUUUAUCACUUUCAGAUGAAUAAACGAUGAUAUGUAAUAUAAAAUAAAAUUGUCACUG